Molecule: messenger RNA, 174 nt
Organism: Paramuricea clavata
Lineage: Eukaryota; Metazoa; Cnidaria; Anthozoa; Malacalcyonacea; Plexauridae
Source: the annotation of a GenBank genome assembly
AUGGCUUCCCAAUAUAUUAUCUCUCCGUUGACCCAUAUAAUUAACGAAUGCAUCGCACACAAUAUGUUUCCUUUCUCGUGGAAAAUAGGACGUAUUAGUCCUAUCCCGAAAAUCAGUGAACCGAUAGAGAAUAGUGAUUUUAGACCAGUGUCAGUGCUGCCAAUUUUAUCAAAG